CAGGCCUCUUCACAAACCUACUGAACCAGAGAGAGAGGGAAGAGAGAGGUUUUCAGUUCUUAAAUGACCUCUCCACUCUCCAUCACUUUCCAGCUUGUCAUUCCCCAUUUUCUUAGUUCUCAGAUCAAAACCCUAGAAUUCCAAAUCCAUAGAUAUCCCGUCUCCGCUGGCUCUUUCACCGCCACUUUGCGCUGAAAUCCUUGCUUAACCAGAGCUAUGGCGUGUACUAAAGUCAGGGGGAAUGAGGUUCUUUACUCAGUUUACUCGGUACUUGCCCUGGUUUUCGUCCUGAUGGCUUGUGUUGAGCUCUGUGAUGCUUCAGCUGUAAUGGACGUUUACAGGUUGAUACAGUAUGAUCUCUCUGGUUCGCCAUUUGGGUCUCGUAGAGCUAGCUUGAAUCACCAUGCUGGUUCUGCUUUGUUUUCUCCUGGUACUGAUCUUUCGCGUACGGUGAUUAUGGUACCUGUCCGUGAACUCAACAUCACAUUACUUCGGGACUAUCUGACAAAUAAGUACCCAUUGGGAGGACUACUACUUUUGCUUUCCAAGAAAUCCGCCGAGGAAAAGGACACAAACACUGAGGAGGAUGUGGGAUUCAUGAGGAGUGUGUUAUCUGAAAUCGAACAGUUUCUAAUACAUGCCAAUAUUCCUUAUCCUGUGUACUUUGCACAUGAGGAGGAGAAGGUGGAUGCUAUAUUAGCUGAUGUUAAAAAGAAUGAUGCUACUGGUCAGCCUGCAACUGCAACAACUGGCGGCUUCAAACUUGUCUUGUCUGCUCCAGAACCUAAAAAACUUGCAUCUCCGACCCUUACAAACAUUCAGGGAUGGUUACCAGGAUUAAAAGGUGAAGGUGAUGGUGCUCAGCUACCAACCAUAGCUAUAGUGGCUUCAUAUGAUACGUUCGGUGCUGCACCGGCACUAGCUUUUGGAAGUGAUAGCAAUGGAAGUGGGGUUGUAGCAUUGUUAGAAAUAGCAAGGCUAUUUUCCCGCCUUUACUCAAAUCCAAAAACAAGAGGGAGAUACAAUUUAUUAUUUGGCUUAACUUCUGGGGGCCCCUACAACUACAAUGGGACACUGAAGUGGCUAAGGAGUUUUGAUCAGAGAUUGCGAGAGAGCAUUGAUUAUGCUAUUUGCUUGAACAGUAUUGGUUCCUGGAAGAAUGAGUUAUGGCUUCAUGUGUCAAAGCCUCCAGAAAAUGCCUACAUAAAACAGAUUUUUGAAGACCUUUCAACUAUCAGCGAGCAAUUGGGAAUUACAAUUGGUCUCAAGCACAAAAAGAUUAAUAUUUCAAAUUCACGAGUAGCAUGGGAGCAUGAACAGUUUUCUAGGCUGAGGGUGACUGCUGUGACACUCUCAGAACUUUCUGCUGCACCUGAGCAACUAGAGCAAACUGGAGGAAUAUCUGACACAAGGCAUAUUGUAAAUGAAACAUCCGUUCUGAAUGGUAUCAAAUUGGUUGCUGAGAGCCUCGUGAGGCAUAUAUAUGGCUACCAUGGAAAGAGUUUUGAAAUUUUUGCAGAUGAUAGUAGUUUAGCCAUCAAUCCUUUCUAUGUUCGUCAGUGGUUGGACCUGAUAUCUCGAACGCCUCGUGUAGCACCCUUUCUCUCAAAGAAUGAUCCCCUCAUUGCAGCCUUGAAGAAGGAAUUGUCAGACCAUACAGUUGAUGUUCAUGUGCAGCACGAGGUGCUAGAUGGCGUCUUUACUUUCUAUGACUUGAUAACAGCCAAGCUUCACAUUUAUCAGGUCGCAAGUGUAACAUUCGACUUAUUCAUACUUCUAAUGGUGGGGUCGUACCUGAUCUUGCUCUUCAGUUUCCUGGUCAUCACAACGAGGGGUCUCGAUGAUCUCAUCAGUAUCUUCCGACGACCACCAUCCCGCAAAGUAAAAACGGCCUAAAAUUCUUCACUGGUUCGGCCUUUAAAAAUCCGGUCAAUAUGAAGAUGAGAGCACCAGUUUGUCAUUGCAUUGUAUCUUGCAGGGUCCAGGCUUGGGCUUUGGGCCUCUUGGGCUAUUGUUUGAGGCUCCCGAAAGUGAUUAUGUUCCAAUUUAGAGAGGAACUAUUACCAGUAAUGCAAGAAAAUUUUUGUUUUAAUUUGAUUUGAGGCACAUUUGGUGCCAGAGAAGCUAUUCCUGGAAGGAAAUUUUGAUUGAAUUUAUGGAAAUGUAACUUUGCAGUC
Messenger RNA from Amborella trichopoda, 2177 nucleotides. Its product is annotated as M28 Zn-peptidase nicastrin. The record is from RefSeq and is a predicted model, not a curated record. Gene Ontology annotation, cellular component: membrane. Gene Ontology annotation, biological process: regulation of signal transduction. Lineage: Eukaryota; Viridiplantae; Streptophyta; Magnoliopsida; Amborellales; Amborellaceae.